AUGCAUCUUAUUUAUAUAUGGAUACCAACUGGCUCUAUAUGGCCUAACAAUGCUAUGGGAUGUUUCUUAGGAUCUUUUAAUAUGCGUGUAGAUCCUUCUAAGUAUUUUGUAGUGUUUUCAGAUUGGGAAAUAAAAAUACAUUAUGAAACAGUGAGACUUAGUAAAAUAUCCAGAUAUAAACAGAACCCAUCUGGAAAGAUAUACAGUGUGACUGCACUAAAUUGUAUUUAUUGCUGCUGGGGUGUGGUGAUUAGGUUAUUUUUCAUCCCUUUUAUUUUUCAUUCCUCUGUCAAACCAUGCUUUGUCAACCCACAUAAAUAA
This is a messenger RNA of Nematocida parisii ERTm1, 321 nucleotides long. RefSeq lists its product as uncharacterized. Bases 1 to 321 code for a protein of 106 amino acids. The record is from RefSeq and is a predicted model, not a curated record. Lineage: Eukaryota; Fungi; Microsporidia. The transcript has a single exon.